CUUGACUUAGAGGAUGGAGUGGGUGGACCGAGAGGCCUGUCGGGGCUGGGGCUGAUGUGGGGUCUCCUUAAGACCUCUCCCGUUGACCCUCCAACCGCUGAGUGUGGGAGAGGCUGCUUUGUUUUAGGGUCAGCUGAGCUGAGGCCUUUGGAGCCACUGGGGUACAUGGAACCUGAACAUGCGGGAAGUCAGGUGUGCUGCUGGUGAUGCAGGAGAAUGCUGAGGAGCUGGCAUUUGUUGGAGGAGUCUUUGAAACCUUCUCUCUGCCCAGAGCUCAGGACCAAUGCAUCCCACCACCUUAAACUGCACUGCUGUAACUGCCGUUGUCUUGAAAGAUUGAAUUAACUACAUUUCACAAUUACCUUCAUUUUUAUGUGAGAUCAGAUAAUUUCAGUAACAGAUGUUCUUCUUUUUUCCAAAAGAAACUUAAUUACUCAUCACAGCAGAGUGGAACUUAAAUAUGAUUAAAAAGAAUGAAAUUUACUGACAGUCAUGGGAAGAGGAUUUCUCCUUGCCUGAUUCCUUCUUAUAAACAUUAGAUCGUACUUGUGGCCGUCACUAAAACGGAGAGCCCAUCAUCAUCUCCUGUGAUUACUGAACAUCAUGGGAAGAAAUGAUUCUCAUCCCUCCACUGAGUAAUUUGGACAAGGCACCAUCUGAUACCUACCUCUCCGUGUGGUGCCCUCAUCCUGCAGUCUCCUGAUCAACGAGGAGAGCAGUUUGGAGCCCCAGUUGUAGAAGACUUGUCCUGUCACCACCAUGAGCUCUGAAUGUGAUGUUGGUGCUUCUAAAGCUGUGGUCAACGGGUUGGCACCAGGCAGCAAUGGGCAGGACAAAGCAACUGCCGACCCUUUACGUGCACGCUCUGUUUCUGCUGUUAAAAUAAUUCCCGUGAAGACAGUGAAAAGCUCUUCAGGCCUGGUACUCCCUCCAGACAUGGAUCCUACAAAAAUCUGCACUGGGAAGGGAGCAGUGACUCUUCGGGCCUCAUCUUCCUACAGGGAAAUCCCGAGCAGCGGCCCCACGAGCCCUCAGGAGACCCCACAGCAUGAAAGCAAACCAGUUCUGGACUCAGAGACUCCCUCAACAGAUGAGUGGAGGCUUUCUUCCAAUGCCGAUGCCAAUGGAAACGCCCAGCCCUCCUCACUUGCUGCCAAAGGCUACAGAAGUGUGCAUCCCAACCUUCCUUCCGACAAGUCCCAGAUAAUGCUAAAGGUUCUCUCCCCCCCUCGGCCUCCUCUCCCUAAAGAGGACCGCUUUGCAUGGCAGUGCCCCACCACCCCCAGUCCCUCCAAGGACUCCCUCUACCUGAGCUCACCAAAGCCUUACGUCCCCCCCAGCACCCCCAGCCAGCAGAGACCCUCACGACCGCAGCCUGUCCCUGUCUCCCUGGCAGCCAGAUCCACUCCCAAAGGUGUGCCGCACCCCAGGCCGUCGCUUCCAGGGUCCACGUUCUCCCGUGCUUCCUCCCAACCCUGGCACCACUGUGUGGCCACCAGGACAGUUGACAGUGAGAAUGUGAGCUCUAACCCACGUCAUGAGGCAGUUGGGAAUAAAAAGGUCAGCAGCUUAUAUGUACCUUGUUUAUCCAAUAACAUCUGCCGGGUGGCAGCGGAAAAGGCCUCUCGUGUUGCACGUGACCCAGCCACGGGCACUCCCUCGGAAGCUGCAGGCACUCGAGCACCGGCUCCCGGCAUUGUCCCCCGCACAGCCGGCACGGGAAAGCCACCCUCUGCUCCUCCUGACCCUCCCAAGCUAUUCUCUGACAUCCAUAAAGAUGCUGCUAACUGGGGUGCGAGUCCUUCCCUGUGUGCCCGGCCUCCGUUCCCAGCUGCGAUGAGACCACCACCUGUGCUAGGGCCCCAGCUUUCCUCUGCUCCCGAAAACCGGAAGAGAAAAGAACCUUACCUUUUGCAGCCGUGUUAUCCAGACAAGGACGCCACUUUCUCCAGUUCAGCCCAGCCUGAGAUAAUAGUUGUCCCUCUCUACCUGGUUAAUACUGACAGAGGGCAAGAAGGCACUGCCAGACCUCCAGCAUCUCUGGGGCCUCUUGGCCCCCCAAGCCCGGCGACUGCCCCUGCCGCCCCACUUCUGACCUUCCCGACUCUAGAUGAUUUCAUUCCCCCUCGUCUGCAGAGGCGAUCCCACCACAGCCAGCCAGCCAGCGCUCCUGGCCCCCACUCCCCCGUUAGCCAGACACCACCAUCCUUCUCACCACCUCCUCCGCUGGUGCCCCCGAUACCGGAGGGCCUCCGCAGAGCCUCGGAGCCUGACCUCACGGGAGCUGUUUCAAGUACCGAUUCAAGUCCUCUACUAAAUGAAGUUUCUUCAUCCCACGUUGGAACCGAUUCCCAGAUCGCUGCACCAGUUAGCAAGUCAUCAUCUGCCUACCCCUCUACGACAAUUGUCAAUCCUACUAUUGUACUCUUGCAACACAAUCGAGAACAGCAAAAACGACUCAGUAGCCUUUCAGAUCCUGUGUCAGAAAGAAGAGUGGGAGAGCAGGACUUGGCACCAACCCAGGAGAAACCCACCUCCCCUGGAAGAGCUACUGAAAAAAAGGCAAAGGAUGACAGCAGGCGGGUGGUUAAGAGCGCUCAGGACCUAAGCGAUGUUUCCAUGGAUGAAGUGGGCAUCCCACUCCGGAACACCGAGAGAUCAAAAGACUGGUACAAGACCAUGUUUAAACAGAUCCACAAACUAAACAGAGACACUCCUGAAGAAAACCCUUAUUUCCCUACGUACCAAUUCCCUGAACUUCCUGAAAUCCAGCAAAAUUCUGAAGAGGACAAUCCUUACACUCCUACCUACCAGUUUCCAGCAUCUACUCCUAGUCCUAAAUCUGAAGAUGAUGAUUCAGAUCUGUACUCACCUCGGUACUCCUUUUCUGAAGACACAAAAUCUCCCCUUUCUGUGCCUCGCUCAAAAAGUGAGAUGAGCUACAUCGACAGUGAAAAGGUGGUUAAGAGAUCGGCCACCCUUCCCCUCCCAGCCCGCUCUUCCUCACUAAAAUCAAGCCCAGAAAGAAACGACUGGGAGCCCCCAGAUAAGAAAGUGGAUACGAGAAAAUACCGUGCAGAACCCAAAAGCAUUUACGACUAUCAGCCGGGCAAGUCUUCUGUUCUGACCAACGAAAAGAUGAGUCGGGAUAUAAGCCCAGAAGAGAUAGAUUUAAAGAAUGAACCUUGGUAUAAAUUCUUUUCGGAAUUGGAGUUUGGGAAACCGCCUCCCAAAAAGAUAUGGGAUUAUACUCCUGGAGACUGCUCUAUCCUUCCUAGAGAGGAUAGAAAGACUAAUCUAAAAAAAGAUCUCGACCUCUGCCCAGCAGAGUUAGAGGCACAUUUAGAAAACACGGAGACACUUAAUAAAGCACCCAGUGCAAACCUGUCCCAGAGUUCGGCAAUCAGUCCCAGUCCGGAAAUUUCUUCAGAGCUUCCUGGAUAUCUAUAUUCUUCCAACUUCCAUGCAGUGAAGAGGGAAUCAGAUGGGGCUCCUGGGGAUCUUGCUAGUCUGGAGAACGAGAGGCAGAUUUAUAAAAGCGUCUUGGAAGGUGGAGACAUCCCUCUCCAGGGCCUGAGUGGGCUCAAGCGACCCUCCAGCUCAGCCUCCAUGAAAGAUUCAGAAUCACCAAGACAUUUUAUACCUGCCGAUUAUUUGGAAUCCACAGAAGAAUUUAUUCGGAGGCGUCAUGAUGAUAAAGAGAAACUUUUAGCGGACCAGAGACGACUUAAGCGUGAGCAAGAAGAGGCCGAUAUUGCAGCUCGUCGCCACACGGGCGUCAUUCCGACGCACCAUCAGUUUAUCACUAAUGAGCGCUUUGGGGACCUCCUCAAUAUAGACGAUACGGCCAAAAGGAAAUCUGGGUCAGAGAUGAGACCUGCUAGAGCCAAGUUUGACUUUAAAGCUCAGACCCUAAAGGAGCUUCCACUGCAGAAGGGGGACAUCGUUUACAUCUACAAGCAGAUUGAUCAGAACUGGUACGAAGGCGAGCACCACGGCCGGGUGGGCAUCUUCCCGCGCACCUACAUCGAGCUCCUUCCUCCUGCCGAGAAGGCUCAACCCAAGAAGUUGGCUCCAGUGCAGGUGUUGGAUUAUGGAGAAGCUGUUGCCAAGUUCAACUUUAAUGGUGAUACGCAAGUAGAAAUGUCCUUCAGAAAGGGUGAGAGGAUCACACUGCUCCGACAAGUGGACGAGAACUGGUAUGAAGGGAGGAUCCCAGGGACAUCCCGACAAGGCAUCUUCCCUAUCACCUAUGUGGACGUAAUCAAGCGGCCACUGGUGAAAAACCCCGUGGAUUACAUUGACUUGCCUCUCUCCUCCCCAAGUCGUAGUGCCACCGCGAGCCCACAGUUUGCCAGUCACAGCAAGCUCUUCAUGCCAGCCCCCUCAUCUCUACCCCAUCCCCACCGAGCCCUGUCCCCCGAGAUGCACGCUGUCACCUCUGAGUGGAUCUCCCUGACUGUUGGGGUUCCAGGCAGGCGACCUCUGGCUCUGACGCCACCUCUGCCUCCACUACCGGAGACUUCUGUCUAUGACACUGACCACCUCGCCUCGUGGGCGAGGCCUGGUUCCUCUCUCUCUCUCAGCCUUCCCCAUUCAAGCUGGCCAGACCGUUCCAUCCCUCGCUCCAUGGCUUCCCCACUGGCCCUGCCUCCCCCACACAAAGCCUCCUCCUUGGCGCCUGGUGCCCCGGCCUCCCUUCAUGUCAACGGGGACAGUGGUGUCCACGUGCCACCCCCGGGUGUCCGCCAGGAUAGCUUCUCGCAGCUGCUGCCGGGGAGCUCUGAUAGGGUCAUCUCGGAGCUCAGCAACGCCUUUAGCAGCCAGGGUAAGCGGCAGCCGAGGCGAGAAGAGCGCGGACAGUGUGACAGGAGAGCAGAGCGGGAGGCAGGUGAGAGAUGGCCCGGAGCACCCAAGAUUUCUAAGAAGAGCUGCUUGAGACCUUCAGACGUGGUCAGGUGCCUGAGCGCGGAACAGAGACUCCCAGAUCUCCACACCCCCGAGGAGAGCCGGCCCAGCAAGCCCCUGGGUAGCCCUUUUCCGGGAAGGGAGGCUGAGCAGACAGAGCUGCAUAGAGGUGGCGAGCAGGCUGAGAGGAGGGCCACUCGGAGUGCUGUGAGCCAGCCUUCUCAUCAUUCAUUGAGAGCAGGACCUGAUCUCACAGAAUCUGAAAAGUGCUAUGUGCAACCUCAAGCCCAGCAGCGAAGAGUCACCCCAGACAGAAGUCAAACCUCACAAGAUUUAUUUAGCUACCAAGCAUUAUAUAGCUAUAUACCACAGAAUGAUGAUGAAUUGGAACUCCGAGAUGGAGAUAUUGUUGAUGUCAUGGAAAAAUGUGAUGACGGAUGGUUUGUUGGUACUUCAAGAAGAACAAGGCAAUUUGGUACUUUUCCAGGCAACUAUGUAAAGCCUUUGUAUCUAUAAGAAGAUUGAAAACCAGAGAUUAUUUUUAUUGGAGGAUGAAGCAUAAUUCAUGAACUGGUCUCUUUAUUUAAAUGUUGAGUCAGUAGGAAAACUAAUGCAGUGGAUAAAAUGAGAAGCAAAAGAGAGGGACAGAGAAGUGUUGUGUCUGAAGCUGGAGCCUAUCUACACUUCAGUGUAUCAGGCAGGCCGAACUGAGGAAAAAGAAAUGAGGCAAAUCUGUAUUUACUUAGCUGCUUCUGGGAGCCACUCCAAGCCUUCCCUGCCUCUCCCCGUCUUGGGUAAUCUGACCUGUAACACAGUCCAGGAUCAGUGAGGUCAGAGACACCUUUUGCUGCCCCAGCCUCGACCAGCUCUGGCUCAAAGCAGUCAUUUAGCCUGAAGCAGCCCUCGGAGUGCCAGGCAGAUAGAUCCCCAGCCAUUCUCCAAAGGCUCCACACCCCAGCUGCCCCGGAGCCCACCGAUUUCCCAACAUUGCUAGAGAUCUGUGUGGGCUGCCGAGCCAUCCCUGGACAGUGACGGAGGUCCCCAGGUGACCCGAGACCAUGUGCCUUGCACCCGGGUACACGGGGAAAUGGAAGCGGAACGUAGGUGCCCUGUACAUUCAGCCUGCGUGCAGCAUUGCCCUGAUGCCCCAGGUGUUCAGACAGAAAAGCACAUGAGGUUUGCCCAUGGGAGUGGGGUGUAUUUGUAAAUUUGCAUCGCCAAGUGACUAAGCGAAGACGUUCUGUAGCUGUCAAGGUCACUUGCAGUGUGAUCCUUUCCUGUUAUCACCGACUUUUAAAAGCGGUCACCUGUAGCACAGUUUGAUUUAUCAGAAUGCCAAUACUAACCUUUCUUUUCUGGAUUGUUUUGGCCCGGGCAGUUUGAGGUUGAUAGGCGUAUUCUCACAAGAGAACCAAGGAUGGCGUUCAGUGAAUAUUUAAUAUACACUGAUGUAUGCUGAUGCCAGGGCCACUGACGAGCAGGACGUGGACUCACCGCGCCUUCAUUUUUACUCCCCGCAGUAGUUCAGGGACAGCUCAGGGUCAUGAAUCCCAUGCACCCUGGUGAGGCUCCUCAUGGGAGCAGAAGGCACACACGCAGUGGCCCUGAGUGCGAGGCAGCAUUUCUGCCACUCCUGGGACGUCUGUCCUUUGUGGGGCUACCUCUGAGGUGGGGGGGAACCUCCGUGUGACACCUGGAGUGCUUGGUCACAAUUCCAUCCAAUUCAAGGAUGUUUACCAGCCUCUCUGUUAGACCCCUUGAAGAAAUAGAGAAUGACCCACCCACCUGCCAGGAACUCCGAGGUGAUUGGAGAGGCAGACAUACAAAGAUACUGGAUUAAGAGAGACUGUGAUACGUGCUAAGAAGGGUAUGAGAGAGGAGGUGAUUACCUUUCCCUGGAGAGACUCUAGAAAGCAUUCUCGUAUUUCUCCAUUAGCUCACUCUUGAACAACUGGGCUGUGAGAAGAACCUUUAUCUGAGGGUAGUUUAUGGCUGGAAAUUCUCGGAACUGUUUCCAGAGUCUUCAAACUCUCGUCCUCCCCACAAAUACACAUCCAAGGUCACAAAUAGGAACAGCAGUUGUAGGUGGUAGGGUGUAUACAGGAACCCUGGCCGUCUGCAUAUAGCUCAUAAUUGCCCCAGGACCAUUGUCCCAAAGUCUGGAGUCUUUACAAGUAGGUGGAGAGUUUGUCUUCAGUGCCUCUGCCAUCCAUCUGCUACCCAUCAGCUGUGCACCACCCCCACCCCACAUCAGACAGCCUCAUUCUCUCCCUGUCCUCCCUUCCAGUCCCAGUCUCAGGAAAGAAACUGCCACUGAGUCCUUGACACUGGGGUGGAAAUGAGUGAUAAGAGGAAUGUGUUACUUCUUCCCAGAGACAUUUGUUUUUUAACUAGGACAGAGCAGAGCCUUAACCUCAAAAAAUGAGGCUGUGGAACUAACUGUGAUAAGGGAGUGCAGGUGGCGGUGGAGGCGCUUCCUGGGUAGAAGGAGCCUUUUUGAUAGUCUUUGACUAAGACUCAUUGUUUUGGAAAGUCCACUUCACCAUCCCAGGGCACUAUUUGACUCUCCCUGAAGGAACAUAGUGCAAGUGCAUAUGCACGUGCGUUUUGCACUACAGCAUCUCACUCAUUUUUGGAAUGUAAUUCCUAUAUUGGCUAACGUGUUUCCUGGUCUUUCUUAGAUACAAACCAUUAAUAACGACUUUAUCCUAAUAGUUUUUUUGAGGGGUGCUUCUUAAUUAAGUAGGUAAUUUUGAACACCUCUUUAAAUACAGCUAGAAAAUAAAACCAAUUUGUAAAGCCACAUUUGCAUAUGAUGCCAGCCUCAUGCAUUUGUAGAUCUCCAAAUACCCAGGUAUGCCUCACCAAUUUGCCCGUCUUUAACAAAAUCAUGUUAAAACUUGCAUCAAACUUCAGCUUCCUAUGUAUGACAAAACAAGGAACAAAGGUUUCCAAUUGCUCUUUUUGUCUUCAGACAUUUAGUAAUAUAAAAUACCUAUUUUUAUGCUGAAAUAUUUAUACAAGUUUAUUAAUAGCAAGUGCAACUAACUGGCACCAUGCCUUGCAACACAUUUUGAUAUAUUCGCCAUGCUUCUGGGUAAUAACAAGCCCCCAACUACUUAUCUUUUGCAGUCUCUCUCUGAUCAGUAAAAGAAAAAAAUCACAUGCCUAAGAGGUAGGACUGUAAAUAUGUAUAUUUAACUUUGUAUAGUCCAUGUACCUACUUUGUAUAGAAAAAUAAUUUUAAAAAUUUGAACUGAAGGGGGGUAAAAUAAGGAAGUCAUGAAGUUUUUUGCAUUUUUAUUUAAAUGAAGGAAUUCCAAAUAACUCACCUGCAGAUUUUUAGCACAAAAAUAGCCAUUGUAUUGUAAAGUGUUAAAAUUUCAAAUAAUCAUUCUGGGAGAGAAGGUAAUUGUUAUCUCAGUUAUAGGGGGUUUUUUGUUUUUUAUUUUUUUGGGGUUUUUUUUUUCAGUCCUAUUUAUCUACAGUAGGUAUUAAGUUCUUUUGCUAGAAUAGGUUACUACAAAGAUGAUUAUAUGCUGAAAGAAAAAUAACAUUAUAUAAAAGCAGUUAAAGUGUUGCCAUUUUACACACGGAGAGCAUGUACUAUGCCGACACAGAUUGUUCUAUUCAUUUAUUUUUCUUUAUUGCCGUGGAUUGAUUUGAUAAAUGAAGGUGUUGAGUUACUACAUUUGCUGUACAUAUUAUUUAAUAAACUUUAUUCAGAAUUGGGUGGCA
Canis lupus familiaris (dog) is the source of this 8646-nucleotide messenger RNA. It is a transcript of the gene SORBS1, whose product is annotated as sorbin and SH3 domain containing 1. Gene Ontology annotation, cellular component: cell-substrate junction; nucleus; cytoplasm. Gene Ontology annotation, biological process: cell-substrate adhesion. Gene Ontology annotation, molecular function: protein binding. Lineage: Eukaryota; Metazoa; Chordata; Mammalia; Carnivora; Canidae. The transcript is spliced from 38 exons. The record is from RefSeq and is a predicted model, not a curated record. The coding region runs from base 760 to 5424 and encodes 1554 amino acids.